This is a messenger RNA of Trichoderma atroviride IMI 206040, 542 nucleotides long. RefSeq lists its product as uncharacterized. The record is from RefSeq and is a predicted model, not a curated record. Gene Ontology annotation, molecular function: acylphosphatase activity. Lineage: Eukaryota; Fungi; Ascomycota; Sordariomycetes; Hypocreales; Hypocreaceae.
UUCAUUAUCUAAAGAUGGUAAAAAGAGUUUAUUUCGAAGUACACGGAUUCGUCCAAGGCGUGGGCUUCCGCUACUUUACGAGAAAGAAGGCUCAUGAAUAUGGCGUCACAGGGUGGUGCCGCAACACUAUAGACGAUACGGUCGAGGGCGAAGCUCAGGGAGAUGACGACAUCAUCCAAAGAUUCUUCAAGGACAUUGGCCAGGGUCCGAGCCAUUCCAAGGUCGACAAGGUUGUCACAGAAGACCGUGAUGUGGUGGAGCGAGAUGGUACCUUUGAGGUCCGGCGAUAAAAUAGAGUGCUUUGUAACCCAUGCCUUGGAACCCGCGCCAUGCCUAAUAAUUAUAUAUAUAUACAAAAAGAAUAAACAAGUGAAACGAUUAUUUCCAACGUCUAGAACCCUCUUCCGCGCCUCUUUAUUACGGGCUUCCUUACUGCGCCUUGAGUGAUAAUCUUCUUCUCAUCUGUGUGGUCUGUUUUCUUCUUAACCGACCGUUCUGCCUCUGCCUGUUUGCGCUCUUCAUCCAGACGUUUAUCUUCCGCC